UUGUUAAAACCGAAACAAGGAAGACAAGAAAGGAGCGCAGGCUUAAUGAUGGAAGUCCUUUAUAAAGACACACCACUCCGUUAUCAACCUUUGAAACUUGGCGAUUGUCCACAUGGAGUGCCGAUGGUCAAAAACCCCGUUUCGGAGGAUUUUGCUGAGAGUCCACAUCUAUAUUGUGUCUACCAACGAGAAGCUGGAAGAGACCUCAGCAGUCACUCACGGGAUCUGGAGGCUUCGGUGAAGGUAUCGGUCUUUUGGGGGCUCGCAGAGGCCUCAGGGUCUUACAGUCAACACGACACUUCGAACAGAAGCAAAAACUCUCUCACUGUGAGAAGCAUUUGCAGGAUACAGAAAGGUACUCUUUCACUACAGCCUCCCACAGCGUUGAACGAAAAUCGUUGCAAGAAGGAUAUCUGCCGAAAAGCAACAUACUAUGUCAAUGCUAUUUGUAUUGGAGGUGAAGCCUCUCUUACUGUCCAAAUGGAUACAGAGCAGGAUUCAAGCAGUGCUUCAUCCGAAACAGAAGGUGAGGUAUCUGUGUUCGGUGCAUCCUGCAGCAAGGCUAUUCGGUCGUACGCCAGUUCCUAUUCCGGUAACUGCACUCUAUAUGCCGAAUACUAUUCGCCGUUUAAUAAGGAACCAUUGGUGUUGAAACGUAAAUUCACCUCAAUGUCAGACAUUGAGGAUUGCGUUCAGAAGGUUGAGAAGAUGGAACAAGAGCUGGGGAAGUUUGCUGAGAAGGUUCGCAAAUCGGACAUCACGGAUCUUCACUACAAGUAUGUGUUUGCGUCAUCAGCAUCUCCAUCGUCUGGGUUAAACAUGAUCGACUCGAGGAUGAAGGUGGGGAUCAUGUUGAAGGAGCUGGAGGGAGUCCUGGAGGAAGUCGGCCAUGAACCAGGUCCACGGACAGACGAGUUGCGGAGGUUCAAGUCUAAUGUGAAUGCCAUGGUGGAACGUCUUAAAACCAUAAUGUAUUCACUUGAUGUUGAUAUGGAGAAGGUGAAUAGUCUGUAUGGAAAACAUGCACCGAACUAUUACAGGAGGGAGCUGAAACGGCUGACGUCCGGCUGAAGUCGACCGGUCCAUCUCAGCGCUACUUACAUACAUAGACUCACGAUAGUUGGUCUUACAUAUUUCAGCAUAGACUUACUGUAGUAGUACUUCUACACUUACCAUAGACGUAAUGAAGUCGCCCUUACAUACUUCAGCAUAGACUUACUGCA
Haliotis rubra (blacklip abalone) is the source of this 1223-nucleotide messenger RNA. RefSeq lists its product as uncharacterized. Bases 46 to 1071 code for a protein of 341 amino acids. The record is from RefSeq and is a predicted model, not a curated record. NCBI's taxonomy places the organism in Eukaryota, Metazoa, Mollusca, Gastropoda, Lepetellida, Haliotidae. The transcript is spliced from 3 exons.